AUGCCUUUGUGUGGGAUUUUCACUGCUCUUUUGUCAUGGCGAGCUCAUGUUGCUCAAACUCUCUCUCUCUCUCUCUCCGUCGCUUGUGCUGUCUGGCUCUUUGUCACGGGUCUCUGUGAGGUCCGAAGUCACCACCUCGACUUCAACAGCUUCCUGCACCGUCGCUUUGCAGGCCAGCGCUUCGUGGAGGUCCGUGGCGAGCCUGGCUGCUUUGUUGCCUUCUCCUAUGCCACUUGCAAAGAGGUGAUGAAUGACCACUUGUGCUUCAGUUCGAACCCUUUCCCAGAUGACCGGCUAGUGGCACUCAACACGAUGGCUAAGGCUGACCAUUCGCGCGUUCUGCGUUACGUCCACAAACACUACACACAGGAUGAGGUUCAAAGCAUCGAAGAUCAGAUUCGGAAGGUCGUCGCCAUGCAUACAGAGGAGCUAUCGGCUGGCCAGGUGGAUGUCGUACGAUGGGCCAAGCGCAUUCACAUGUCGAGCACGCUCAUCCGCUUGGGCUUGGACUUGGCAAGCUAUGGAUCCAAUGCCUUGGACGAGGUGAUCGAACUCAACGAUGCCAUGGUUGCCUUAGUGGCACCACUUGGAGGAGUAGGGCCAAAGUAUGCCUCGCUGCCAUGGCAUUGGUGGGUGUGGGUGCUCAUAGGUUUGGUGCGAAGCUUCCUUCCCGUCCUGUCCAUGGCGUUGAACUUGGGAAUUGUUGACCUUGUUUUUUUCCGGCCAUGGGCAUGCAGGAGAGGUUCAGAACUUUAG
Molecule: messenger RNA, 756 nt
Organism: Symbiodinium natans
Lineage: Eukaryota; Dinophyceae; Suessiales; Symbiodiniaceae
Source: the annotation of a GenBank genome assembly